AUGAGGACUAUCACAAGUAGGGACACAGAGAUAAAAUUGAGAAAGACAUUCGCUAGGUUUGGCCUACCGGACACUGUAGUGACAGACAAUGGUCCAUCAGUUGUUUCGAAGGAGAUGGAAACAUUUUUCCAAAGGAAUGGAAUUCAGCAUCUGACUUCACCACCAUACAACCCAGCAAGUAACGGAGCCGCUGAAAACAUGGUUCGAACAUUCAAAAAUAAACUCAAAACAGCGUUAGCAGAUCCGUCGAAUGAAGGAGUACAGCUACAUAUACUUGUGUCCCGUUUUCUAAUAAAUUACAGAAAUACAGAUCAUUGUUCAACAGGAACAUCAUUCGCACAGCUGAUGUUCGGACGCCCAGUCAAAAAGAGGUUGAGCAUUUUACAAAAGAGAAUCAACAGACCACAAGAAGAGACAAAUGUUACCAAUGGAAGGCAGGAAAAACACAUUCCUGGGAGGAAGAAGCUGAAAAACUUCGAAGAGGGAGAGGAAGUGUGGAUUAAGGAUUACAAGACAAAGUCCGUGAGCAAAUGGGACGAUCCAAAAUAA
Leptinotarsa decemlineata (Colorado potato beetle) is the source of this 549-nucleotide messenger RNA. RefSeq lists its product as uncharacterized. Lineage: Eukaryota; Metazoa; Arthropoda; Insecta; Coleoptera; Chrysomelidae. The record is from RefSeq and is a predicted model, not a curated record.